Molecule: messenger RNA, 2467 nt
Organism: Mytilus californianus (California mussel)
Lineage: Eukaryota; Metazoa; Mollusca; Bivalvia; Mytilida; Mytilidae
Product: sulfotransferase 1B1-like
Exons: 6
Coding region: 207-1100 (297 amino acids)
Biological process (GO): sulfation
Cellular component (GO): cytoplasm
Molecular function (GO): sulfotransferase activity
Source: RefSeq, a predicted model, not a curated record
CGUAUGUUCAUAAAAAUUAAAGUACGGAUGUUUAAUAUAUAUAGGUUGAGGAUAGUCAGCUAAAGUCCGUUUGAUGUGUCUGUCAAAGACUAGUAGUCAGUGUAGUGUAACACGUUGUUUUGGUUUGAUUUGCGUGUAUAACGGAAUUUGUGAAACUAGACAUGAAACAUGGUGAACUAUAUUUGUUAGUUUAAGUAUAUGUAAAGAUGGAUAUGGAAAAAUUUGGAGAACUGAUGAAGGCGAAGGAACCGGGUCCAUGGCCAGAGUUUGAGGGAAUUCGUUAUCCACCCGCACCUCCUUUUAGAGAAAAAGGGGUAGAGAAGGCUUUACAAGACAUACUUCACUUUCAGUCCAGAGAAUCAGAUUUGUUGAUCUGUACAUAUCCAAAAUCAGGAACGCAUUGGAUCUUUGAAAUCAUCAACAUGUUGCUUCGAAACAAGACAGAACUGGACACCCAAUGUAAAGUUUCGACGAUGAUAGAAUUUAUUUCUGAUUUCACUGUUCUAGAUAAACUUGAAUCACCAAGGCUUCUAAACUCCCACUGCUUAUUUAACUAUCUACCAAAGAAACACAUCGAAAAUGGAUGCAAGAUAAUUCACAUGAUUAGAAACCCAAAGGAUGUUUGUGUUUCCCUUUAUUAUCAGUUUAAGAAACAUCCUUUUGUAGAUUUUAAAGGAUCCUGGGAUGAUUUUUUCGAAAUAUGGAUGUCUGACAAAGGUUUCUAUGGAUCUUGGUACAAUUAUGAGAAGGAAAUGGAAAAAGCAGAGAAACUCUAUCCUGGCAUGAUAUUAACUUGCUAUUAUGAGAAAAUGAAAAAGGAUUCCACAACAGAGAUAAAGAGACUGGCUGAUUUCUUAGGAAUACAAUGCACAGAAUCAACGUUAAAAGAUAUCGCUUACGCAACGUCAUUCCAGAAUAUGCAACAACAUAACAUGCAUAAGUUAGAUUCUUCAAAAGAACUUGAUGGAAAAGGCUUCAUUUAUCGAAAAGGGGAAAUAGGAGACUGGAAAAACCAUUUUACAGUUGCACAAAAUGAGCGCUUUGAAGAACAGUAUACAGAAAGGUUUAAGGACAGCACAUACAAGCUCACUUUUGAAUGACACUGUUAAUGACUGUAUAUUUAUGUCACUAUAUUUAAAUUUUUGCAAUAACUGUGUACAACCUUCUCUGAUUUUUACUUCACUUUGUAUGUCAUGUUUUAUUUUAUCAUACACUGUUUUCAAUAAUUAAGUUUAACUAACCAAACAGUUCCUAUUUCAAAGUAUCCUCCAUACAUGAUAUGCUGGCACAGCUCUGCUUUGCAAACUGUUGUCUCUUCUCCGGGCUUUUUGGUUUGUAAAAAAACAUCAUGCUUUUAAUAUAUUCAUGCUUUUUUCAAUUGCAUAUUCUGCGUAUGCUUUUGGUGACCAAUGUCUUUGAAUAUCUUCAACCUAUAACAGAUAUUUAUAUAUUGAUAUUUUUUCUUAGAUUUUACACCCUUCUAAGUAUUAUGAAGUGUUACGUGUUAUAACUCCAAGUACUGCAUGUUCAUUUAAAAAAUAAUGGUGAAAUGUUUCUGCAUGCUUUAUAUAUUUAACCCUAUAACGGCACCUUAUUUAGGAUUAUGGUCAUAUGGUAUAUGGUAUCUUUUUAUGUUGUGCAAAGAAUUUCAGAAAGUUAUAAUGUUAUCUUUUGAAAUAAAAGAUCCUAAAAUAAAAGUUACCAUUAUUAUUCAAAUAGGACUAGUUUCAUAUUUUUUUCUUCAGUCAUUUUCUAAUAAGAUAACAAAUGUCUCUAGCAUGGUCGAAGUAAUUUGGUUUCUGAUUUUUUGACGUCACUGCUGUUGUGGAAUAAAAAAUAGCACGUGUGGUCUCAUUUACACAUGACUAUAUGUUAAUCCUAAAUAUGUCAAGUCAUUAUUCAUUGGUCUUUGUGUUAUGAAUUACAUGUAGAGUGUGCCCAUUCUUUUGUAUCACAAGAUUGACAUGAUAUUAUUGUUUUAAACCUUGAGUUCAUAUACCCUUAUGGUCUAUGUAAUUAAAAAUCUUACAAGUCAUAAGUGUUCGAUUAGAUAUCAUUUGUUUCUUCUUAAUUUUUCGGAGAUUGAAAAUUGUGUUACAUGUAAUGAAUUACAAAACUCGAAGUUAUGAGAAAAUGGACUAAAACCAAUCUCACCAUCAGAAGUAACAAAUGUGUUUUUGCUUUUUCUUCAACUCUUGUGUAUACUCAUGGAUCAGUUGGUGGUACUUCCUAAUGCUUUCUCUUAAACGAGUAAUAUCUUUUCUAAAUGAUGUGCUAUGUUGAAUCUGACAUUCUCCAAGAAAUAAAUUAUCAUUUUAAUGUAUUUUCUUGCAAAUUUAAAAGGAAAACAAAUAUUUCACCAAACUUGUUUUCUUGCUUCAACUAAAAAAUGAAAAUUUUGUGAACAUGUCUUUGUACAAAAAAUAACUAAAAGUAUUAUCUUCCAUUAAACGGCUGUGUUGAUAAA